Messenger RNA from Pediculus humanus corporis (human body louse), 273 nucleotides. RefSeq lists its product as uncharacterized. The coding region runs from base 1 to 273 and encodes 90 amino acids. NCBI's taxonomy places the organism in Eukaryota, Metazoa, Arthropoda, Insecta, Psocodea, Pediculidae. The transcript has 2 exons. The record is from RefSeq and is a predicted model, not a curated record.
AUGACUGAAAUAAUGUGCAAGGUAUUUCAAGCAUCGUUUUUUCUCAUAAUAAUAUGGGCAAGAAUCGAUUACGGUUCGGCUAUAAACAUAUCCACCUCUUCUCACAAUCACGAGGUUGAUGUUAUAAAAACUCCAUACUCGAAGAAUUUAUCCUCCAUCGAUGGUCAUAACGAGGAAUUACGUGAGGAGAAAGAAAAUGUUUUGGAUGCAACUAUUCGAAAUUUUCUACCCAUUAAAGAAUUAACAGCUCAGCACGUGGGAGCCACGAUAUAG